CCGCUGCGUGAAUGGUCAUUCCGCUAGCGGCGUUCUGUGUUUACAGUCGUGUUAUCGUCUUGUUGACUGGUAAAACGUGGAAAGCGAGAAAUCGAUGAUAUUUCGAUUUGUUUUGUGACAAAUUAUAGUGCGAAGGACGAAACCUCAAGGUUGAUUUCACCGGCCAUUUCUUUUCUGUGUUCCCCUUUUCUUUGCUUCUCGAGUAUUGCGUAAGCUUUUUCUUUUUGAGAUUUAUUCGGUUAACUUUAAAUACUGAAGGUUGGUGUAAUAACAGGAGAGAUCAACAGCUAUUUCAUUCUAAACCUGAUUUUAUUGAUAUUUACAAUGGCUAAAGACGAUCCCAGGAUCCCGAAUUUGCAGGACACGUUUACUCCUAUUGGUGUACCACUCUCUGGAAUAUAUCAGAAAAGUUUCGCCCACAAAGUAAUCAAAGACAAAUUACCAGUGAUAUUAACGAAAGUCAUUAAUUCGUUAUGCCAAAAUAAAACUCAAAUUUUAGAAACAUAUGGCGAGAAAGCUACAGAAGAUAUCAAAGCGAUCAUCGGAUUUAUAAGUCAAUUGAAAAAUGAGAUAGUUACUAACAAAACUAUAAAACCAAUGCGUUUAAAUCCCAAGGCAGACAUCAACGAUGCAGAGGAAUGGAAUAAAUAUCUAGGGCAUAGAACAGCUUUAGAAGGUGAAAUACCUACAUGGUUCAAUACAAUAUGGUUAUACUGCGAAACCUACAUGUACCGUGUAUUAGCUCAAGAAAUUGGUUUGACGGAUACCUUGCAUAGUUAUGACCCAUUUGAGCAACAGAAACAAGCUGAGUUUAUCAACUCCUAUGAAUCUAUAGCUGUUCUUGCUUCGUAUGUAAAUAUAGUGUGCAACGAGGAAUAUAAUGUAGCUAAUUCACCAAAUGAUUUUCUGAAAUUAUUGAAAUGUUGCCUAUGGGGUAAUAGGUAUGAUUUAUCUGCAACUGCAGGAGAUCCUUAUAGUCAAACAGGUGAUCCACUCGAAACGGUGGAAUCUUUAAACGAAUAUAUAUUAGUAAACGAUUGGAAAUUUAUAUGGUCCCUUGUAAAUGAAAAAGAAAUGAUAAUGAAUAUUCAUAUAGUACUUGAUAAUGCAGGCUAUGAACUUUUUACUGAUCUAUGUUUAGCAGCAUUUUUGGUUACCAUUGUACCUACAACUCGGAUAAUAUUUCAUCUAAAAUUAUAUCCGUGGUACUUGAGUGAUGCUACUAUUCAUGAUUUUCUUUGGAUAUUAGAUCACAUGAGUAAUCUAACCAAUUAUCCAGAUAUACAAUUACUGGGCAAAACGUUCGAGAAUUUAUUGGAUAAAGAAAUUUGGUCUAUCGAGGAAGAGUCUUAUUGGACGGGACCAUAUGAUUUUACACAAAUGAAAGAAAAAGAUAAAGAGCUGUAUACUCAAUUUUGCAAUGCUAAAUUAGUAAUCUUUAAGGGUGAUCUGAAUUAUAGAAAACUCUUAGGUGAUAUUAAUUUCGAAUACCAUAACAAUUUUAAAAAUGCAUUAGGAGAUUUUCUACCUACAAAUAUUUUGUGUUUACGCACAUUGAAAUCCGAUAUUUGUGUUGGACUACCAAAUCAUAUGACUCAAUUCUUUCAACAAAAUAUAGAUAAAAUGACAACUGGGAUGUAUGGUCUCAUUCAAGCAGCUGCUUGCAAAAAAAUUAAAACAUUAAAUUUUUCUAUGAAAAAUCUUUGAAUUGCAAUCAUAAUUACUUACGUUUAUCAUUGUACAAAUAUGUAAAAUUACAUU
This is a messenger RNA of Pogonomyrmex barbatus (red harvester ant), 1761 nucleotides long. Its product is annotated as damage-control phosphatase 1. Gene Ontology annotation, biological process: DNA damage response. Lineage: Eukaryota; Metazoa; Arthropoda; Insecta; Hymenoptera; Formicidae. Gene Ontology annotation, molecular function: phosphatase activity. Gene Ontology annotation, cellular component: nucleus. The record is from RefSeq and is a predicted model, not a curated record.